CCCUCCGUCUCCGCCCGCGGGAUGUUUGUCCCUCUCUCUCGCCGUAGCCUCGCCCGCUUCCACCGCCCCAUUGCGUGCGCGGGAGCUGCGAACGGCGGAGGAGGAGGAGGAGGAGGGUGUGCGGCCUGGAUGCAUCCAGGGAUGCCUGCAAGGCAAGGGAAGGACAGUGAAAGCCAUGUCAGCAGCAGCAGUACCAGCAGCAGCAGUUCAGUUGCUUGUUUCGGACAGUAUCAAUAUACAGCAAAUGAAUAUCAAGCCAUCCAACAUGCUCUUCGUCAGAAACUGGGCCCAGAAUAUAUCAGCAGUCGGCAAGCUGGAGGAGGACAAAAGGUCUGCUACAUUGAAGGUCACAAGGUAAUCAGUCUGGCCAAUGAGAUGUUUGGCUUCAAUGGCUGGGCUCAUUCAGUCACUCAACAGAAUGUUGACUUUGUUGAUCUCAACAACGGCAGGUUCUAUGUGGGGGUCUGUGCAUUUGUGAAAGUCCAGCUUAAGGAUGGCUCUUACCAUGAAGAUGUGGGCUAUGGAGUCAGUGAAGGCUUGAAGUCCAAGGCCUUGUCCUUAGAAAAGGCAAGAAAGGAGGCAGUGACAGAUGGACUGAAGAGGGCACUCAAGUGCUUUGGAAAUGCUCUUGGGAACUGCAUCCUAGACAAAGACUACCUACAAGCAGUUAAUAAGCUUCCACGUCAGAUACCCCCUGGGUUAGAUUUGGUGAAAACAAAAAGACAGGACUAUGAGCCUGAAAUAGAGAAAGCAAGGUAUGACGGCUGUUUGGAAAGGCAGAACCCAGGAUGGAGACAACAGUAUGAAAUGGCACCAACUUGCAAGCCUGGUCACACAGAGGCUUCUGGAGUGACAGAAGAUCAGAAGCAGCCAAGCAGUUCUGAAAAUACCGAUUCCCCAGCUGUUGAAUUUGAUGCCACGUACCAGCGGAAACUGCGACAAAAGCAGCUGCAGCAACAGUUCCGGGAACAGAUGGAGAAGAGACGUCAGGCUGCAGAAGUUACUCCCAGCAGCAAACAGGCAACAGCCAAUCCUCCCGUAAAACACAGCACUCCGGCAGCAGCACAACAGGAGCUGGCAAUCGAAGAAGAGUUCUUUGCAGAUGAUCUUGAACUUUGGGACAUUUCCUUGGAGACAACCGACCUUAACAAGUUGAUGUGUCACAAAGCAGCAGGCCCAGCAGCGGCACAGCAGCCCCCUGAGACGCCCCGCGGAUGUCACCAGAUGACAACUCGUAACAGGACGCCUCAGAGAACGCAUCAUCACAAACCUUCUGCCAGGUUUGCACAGUUGCAGCCAUCUGCUGCUCUCGCGAGCAACAGCUACGGUGCCAACCAACACACACCAGAGCGCAGCCCUCACAGGAGAAGUCAAAGCUGGAAGAAACGGAGGCUGGAACCUACAUAGGACACACAGCGGCAUCAUUACCUACAUGCUGGAUUACAUCAUAAGACUGCAGUUGGCUGCUCAAAGUACGUGAGGAAGCUGCAUCUAUUAAUAGAUUGUCCUGAAGCAACACAGAAUAGCCAGAGAGGCACAGCCAGCAAGAACUGUGUGUGCUUUGGGGUUAUUAUAAUGUCCAGACUUUUUUUUUUCUAUAAACACACAAUCAUUUGUGCCCCUGCACAACCCGUGGCUGUUUUGCUAAGAAUUUGCCUGAAAAUUAUAGCAUAAGUAAACCUUCCAACGAGAUGCCACAGCUGCUUUCCUGCUCAGCGUCGCAUUUUGGCAUGCAGAAAAGUUUUCCCCAAUAAAAAGAGGACAGGGUGGGCUCCAGGCCCAGGAAAGCAACCAACUGCUGUGUCCCAUUCCCUCAGGCUGUUUGCAGCUGUGGCAGCCUCUGCCUCUCACAUGCAGCCCAGCUGCCUGCCCAGAGGCUGCACAAGGAGGGGCAGAGCAUCGCCCUGACACAGCUCUGCCUCAGCUCACCCCUCAAGCCCACACAGCACCAGGGCGGGAACACAAAGGGACUGCUACCGAGGAGUACAUACAGCAUCUAAGCACUUGUUUGGACCCUUUAUGAAAUGAAUGAGAGCCCCUUUUUUUACCUGUAGUGUUUUAAAUAAGCUUUUACUCCUUUUUAACACAAGAAUAAACACUAAAUUUGGACAGGCAAACCACUUGUUAUUUCUACCUUCUUCCUAUUCACUUCCACAAGCUCAGAGCAAAGCAACAGCUAUUCCUCGUAGUAAUAAACUCAAAGGAAGACCUUCCAAGCCGCGUUUAGGCAGUACCAGCUUGAAAGGCCCUGCUCUGGUGAGGCAACAGUUCUGCUGGGCAGCUGUUGGAUCUCUCCCUCUCCUGGUGAAGGGGCUCAGCUUUGCAGCCCCUGCUGCCUCAGGCAGGUGCUGGGCACCACCAGCAGAGCGGUGGCAGCGCCCUCUGUGCCUGAAGCAGCUUGAGCCAUGCAGGGCUCGAGAGGGGAAGUUGGUUCUGUGUUACGCAGCAGCAGCAGCAGGAUGGUGCAGCAUGGCUGGAAGGGGGAGCUGAAAUCAGGAAAACUGACAUCAAUUUUGACUAAUCCAACUAUGUCAGACUUGAAAAAGGACCUUACUUCUGUGCUUUGCCAUUACUGGUCUAUUUUCCAGAUGAGUUUCAUAAAGCAAUCUAAAUGUUACAUAGGAGUUUCUAUGAAGCAUUUAUUCCUGUCCCUCCUACUUUACCUUCGCCACUUAUCAGUCCUUUCUUCUUAAGCAGCCGCUAUUAUCCACUCACCUCUCAAACAGGACAAACAAGGACAGAUGUCACUAACCAAAAGACAGGACAGGUGAAAUGAACUGUCAUAGAUCCUACCUAGGAAACAGUUUCAGACCUCAGCAAUAUUGGUUUCUCUCCAAGUCAGCGCUGAGUGAGCUCACAGCAGCUCAGGAAAGAAAUACCAACCACACGUCUGAGUCACGCGCCCAGUGGUGAAAUAAGACACCUGUAAAGAAGGGAAUGUGCAGAAGGGAAUGUGCAGACGCACCAUUGCUGUGUUCAGCAAAGCCCCUCCCAGCUCUUAGUACAGGAAAACCUGAAGGUCUCCAACAACUCCACCAGCUUUCUUGACAGUGUAACGGUGCAAAGAGGGAGACGCCUCCUGCAGGGGGGGCACUGCCAGAUGCCUCUUGGAUGGCUCCUUUUUAAAAUGAAGCAGUAAUGUUCACAUACAGAGCUUUUCCUUUAAGGACUGGAGCAGCGUGACUCAUAACAGAAGCCGUUCUUAAAAUGGAAAGAAAUGCAGCAGUUAAGUAGUGUUUAGAAAUACCAAAUGAUUCCUGCAAGCCGAUGGCUGCUUGAGAACGGCUCUGUGUAGUUCCCCUCUUACACUGCGCUGGUAGAGUUGCAAGUUUGGGGGGUGGAAUUGAGGCUGGAUCCGGACUAAAUAAAGGCAGCGCCCAGCACCGUUGCUCCCUUCUGAACCAGAGAAGAGAAGGACUGACCCAGCAGCAAACCAGUAACCCUUAUCAAUAGCGCAGCCGUUAUAUCACUGCGGGAGCAGCCAGGAGAGGCCAAGAGAAAAAAACAACCCAGCGCCCAGCAAAGCACGUUUGGUUUCUUUCCUGCAAUGUCCUGCAGAGGUGACAAACUGCAGCAUGAAGCGCAACCAUAGAAGGGAGAGCAGCCAGGGUGACGCUGCCAAACACACGACUGACUUGUGGCCAGGGAAAGCCCGAAAGUUGCAACUUUUUUUUAUUAUUAUUAUUGGGUUUUUUUAAUUUUAUUUAUUUUUUAUUUUUUUAUUUUUUUUUUACAGUGUACAUUGUUAAAUAACGUAAAGAAAACGCUUGUAAUUCAGAAACAGAUUUUAUGUGGAAAAAAAGAUACUCAAAGUGUAAUAUUAAACAAAAUAAUUUAACAGUUCAGUAGCAUUAGUUUAUUCCUCUAGACUUCAGUUAUUUAUCCACAGGAAGGGGGAGGAGGGGGAGGAGGGAGAUCAAUGGUAAAUAAAACCAGCUCUUGCAUAACAUUAAGUGAAAACAACUUCAAACGUAUUAGAUCAAAAUUAAAUAACCACGUGCUGCGCUCAGCUUCAUCAGUUCCCCUGUCGCAAGCAUCCCCCUCUUGUGUGUCAGCACCAUCUGGGGCCGGCAACCGCUUCCUUUACCCCCAGGUGCACCUCUCACCUCCCACCUGGCCUAUCUGGGAAACCUCUGCACCAUCCAGGACAAAGAGCAGAGCAGUGGGCCUUCUCCCCCCAUUCCCCCCCUGCUUCUGCCCCUUCCCACCACGGACUUCUCCCACAGCUCCACUCCGCACUGAGGUCACAAAGAACGAGCCCUCAAACCUAAGGAUCUCGGAGCUCAGGCUCCCUGCUGCUGGCUUUUGCCCUCUUCUGGCAUCUCACUCUCUCUCUCCACUCGGUACAUUCCCUUGCUGCCAAAAAUGCUGGAGAAAAGAAAAAAAAAGAACAAACAAAAAA
Coturnix japonica (Japanese quail) is the source of this 4402-nucleotide messenger RNA. It is a transcript of the gene RAD52, whose product is annotated as RAD52 DNA repair protein. Gene Ontology annotation, biological process: DNA recombinase assembly; double-strand break repair via single-strand annealing; double-strand break repair via homologous recombination. The record is from RefSeq and is a predicted model, not a curated record. NCBI's taxonomy places the organism in Eukaryota, Metazoa, Chordata, Aves, Galliformes, Phasianidae. Gene Ontology annotation, cellular component: nucleus.